Bactrocera tryoni is the source of this 657-nucleotide messenger RNA. Its product is annotated as histidine-rich glycoprotein-like. The record is from RefSeq and is a predicted model, not a curated record. Gene Ontology annotation, cellular component: extracellular matrix. The coding region runs from base 1 to 657 and encodes 218 amino acids. Lineage: Eukaryota; Metazoa; Arthropoda; Insecta; Diptera; Tephritidae. The transcript has 2 exons.
AUGGGCUCCAAGGUAUUCGCUGCUCUUGUGUGUUGCUUCGCACUGGUGGUGGCCAGUGCCUUACCAUACGGCCAUCAUGGACAUGGUCAUGGGGGUCACAGUGCUUCCAGUCACGCUUCGGUGCAUUUAGUCUCACACGACGAUCAUCACGAUCAUCACGAUCAUCAUGGUCACCAUGGACACGGACACGGACAUGGACACGAUGAUGGUCAUGAUUCACACGCUGAGUACAAAUUCAAUUACGGCGUUAAGGAUACGAAGACGGGUGAUAUCAAAGAGCAGAGUGAACAUCGUCAUGGUGAUAAGGUCUCCGGACAUUAUGAACUGAUUGAAGCGGAUGGUCACAAGAGAACUGUGCAUUAUACGGCUGACAAGCACAGUGGUUUCCAUGCGGUGGUACACCGUGAACCCACACACCAUCAUGCAGCUGAACAUGGACACACCAGCUACCAUGGCGGACACGCCGAGGUUGAAUCGCAUGAUGGUGGAGACGGAGGGGAUGGUGGUCAUAGCCACGGUCAUCAUUAUGGACAUGGUUAUGGGCAUGGUCAUGAUCAUGCUCAUGGUCAUUCGAGUGGCUUCUCAAUCAAACAAGAACAUGGUGUUGCGGUACAUCAUCAUGGUGGUCAUGAUUUCGGUGGACAUGGUGGCCAUUAG